This is a messenger RNA of Saimiri boliviensis boliviensis (Bolivian squirrel monkey), 2984 nucleotides long. NCBI's taxonomy places the organism in Eukaryota, Metazoa, Chordata, Mammalia, Primates, Cebidae. The record is from RefSeq and is a predicted model, not a curated record.
GUUCCCGCGGCCGGUGGGUGGGAGGUCCCAGCUCCCUGGGGCCGGGCCUCGCCAGCACCCUCCCUCCCCCACACCCGCGUCCCUGGCCCCCAUUUGCUUACACCCAGGCCUUCCUCCACCACUCCUGCUUUUGCCCCUCUCCUGCCUCCCCUCCCCUCCCUCCCCCCGCUCCCCUAACUUUGCCAGGCUCCUUUUCCCUUCCAUCCAUCUCAAAGGAAGGAAGGGACGGGCUGAGUUCUCCCACGAGGGACACACCCAGAUUAUCCUGCAACUUGGGGAGAGGUCGUCCCAGGAGCCUUGAGUCCCUCCUGGCCUGCCGGGUGUGUGGGUUGAUCUUGGGGGCUGGUGGUUGAGAGAUAACAGGCUGGCCGGCUCCCUUGUGUCAGGGAGGAACCUGUGUUGGCGCCCUCGCCUCUGCCUGGGCCCUGCCGGGGAUGGGCGGCCAGCAAGCCGGCGGGUGGGGGAGCAAGUGGGGAGGAGAUCCGAGCGUGACCGGGCAGCGCGCACACGUGCGUGAGUGGCCCCGCGGGUGAGCCCGUGCGUGUGCCUGGGCGGCGGCCGAGCUACAUGAGGGCCAGGAGCCACGCGUGUCAGCCCACGGAGGUGUUGGGUGGUGUGUCAGGCAGGUGACGUGUGUGCCAGCCCUCGGCGUGGCGCCUUGGCCAUUGGGGGGUGGAGAGGUGGGUGCGGGGCAGUGUGGGCUGCAGGCUUGGGGCCUGACCACGGUGGGCCUAAAGAAGGUGGGCCUCCUGGAAGUGUGGGAGAGUAGCUGUGAGGGUGUGCGGGGCGGGAGAUGUCAAAGGUGUGCCUCUUCACUCGCACCUGCACAGGUGCUUCUCUGGAAGCAGGGAGCCUGGGGCACCUGCUGCCCUGGGCCCUGCUCUGUUCCAAGAAUGCCUUGUCCCUGAGGGACUGUGUCAGUACCAGGCUCUCCGGGGUCUGGCCAGAGGUGUUUGUGUCCCUGGGAGCCUUCCCCCGACAUUCCUUCAGGCCCUGAGGGGGAGGGGGCCUAGCUUAUCAGGACCCCUCCCUGAGGGAGGGGAAGAUUCCUGCGACCUCCCCCACUCCUCCACCCCCUCACAUGCCACUGGCUUCCCUGCCCCUCCCAGGAAGGAAAGAGUGCUUGUACCCAUUCUGAAAUAGGACAAACUGAGAAGUUAUGGCCGGCUUAGGAGAGGAUGCUGGGUGUGGAUCUUCAGCAGCGCUUUGGGCCAGGGCUGGGGUCGGAGGAGGUUUCUGGCUCAGAACAUAGGACCUUAGCUCAUCGGGCUGGUCCCGGGUGGGUGGGUGGUGAGUCUGGGGCUUUACUUGGCUUUCCCAAUCCUGGUGGGUCCUGCUCCCCCGGGCACUGACCUGUGGCCUGGACCCACCCUCCACCCCAUGCGCAGUACAGCGGGGGCGGGCGGAGGGCGGGGCUGCUGCCAGAUCUAGUCAGACAGGUGGAGCCGCCGGGGCAGGAGUCUCAAAGAGCCAGGCUCCAGGAGAGGAAGGGCUCUGCCAGAGGAGAGAGGAGAGCGCCGGAGAGGAGAGGCUGGAGGUGAGAGCCCCGGGAAGGCAGAGGAGAAAAGUCGGGAGAUGAGUGUCCCAGCAGGGGCAAGAAGGAAUCCCAGGAUAAGGUUCUGGAAGGGACACAAAGGCCCAGGGAGAGUCCUUAGCCAGGAUGGAGGCUGUCGUGAACUUGUACCAGGAGAUGAUGAAGCAUGCAGAUCCCCGGAUCCAGGGCUACCCUCUGAUGGGGUCCCCGCUGCUAAUGACCUCCAUCCUGCUGACCUACGUGUACUUCGUUCUCUCACUUGGGCCUCGCAUCAUGGCUAAUCGGAAGCCCUUCCAGCUCCGUGGCUUCAUGAUUGUCUACAAUUUCUCACUGGUGGCACUCUCCCUCUACAUUGUCUAUGAGUUCCUGAUGUCAGGCUGGCUGAGCACCUAUACCUGGCGCUGUGACCCUGUGGACUAUUCCAACAGCCCUGAGGCACUUAGGAUGGUUCGGGUGGCCUGGCUCUUCCUCUUCUCCAAGUUCAUUGAGCUGAUGGACACAGUGAUCUUUAUUCUCCGAAAGAAAGAUGGGCAGGUGACCUUCCUACAUGUCUUUCAUCACUCUGUGCUUCCCUGGAGCUGGUGGUGGGGGAUAAAGAUUGCCCCGGGAGGAAUGGGCUCUUUCCAUGCCAUGAUAAACUCUUCUGUGCAUGUCAUAAUGUACCUGUACUACGGAUUGUCUGCCCUUGGCCCUGUGGCUCAACCCUACCUUUGGUGGAAAAAGCAUAUGACAGCCAUCCAGCUGAUCCAGUUUGUCCUGGUCUCACUGCACAUCUCCCAGUACUACUUUAUGUCCAGCUGUAACUACCAGUACCCAGUCAUAAUUCACCUUAUCUGGAUGUAUGGCACCAUCUUCUUCGUGCUGUUCUCCAACUUCUGGUAUCACUCUUACACCAAGGGCAAGCGGCUGCCCCGUGCACUUCAGCAAAAUGGAGCUCCAGAUAUUGCCAAGGUCAAGGCCAACUGAGAAGCAUGGCCUAGAUAGGCACACACCUAAGUGCCUCAGGACUACACCUUGGGCAGUGUCCAUCAGUGCCCUCUCCACCUACACCUGUGACCAAGGCUUAUGUGGUCAGGACUGAGCAGGGGACUGGCCCUCCCCUCCCCAUAGCUGGUCUACAGGGACCACGCUUCCGUUCCUCACCUACUUCCCCUGGCCAGCUCCAGGGACGUGGCCUCAUUGCUGUCUGCCACUCCAGAGCUGGGGGCUAAAAGGGCUGGACAGUUACUUCCCCCUCCCUGCCUUAAACUUGGGAGAGGAGCACUCAGGGCUGGCCCCACGAGGGUCUCGUGGCCUUUUUCCUCAACAUUGAAGAGGUCAGCAAUAACCUGUCACUGUGGACCCAGUCUCCUUCCUCCACCCCACACACUGAAGCAGCAGCUUCUGGGCCAAAGGUCAGGGUGGGCGGGGGCCUGGGAAUACAGCCUGUAGAGGCUGCUUACUCACUUGU